AAAUUAUUGGACGGGACGCAUCGCAGGUGGCGGGGAGUGAUGUUGCCCCCUUCGUCUCCGAAAAGAAUCAGUCUUUCCAGUUUCCAUUGCGUUAAUUGUUAUUAGGCCUCUUACUUUCCAUCUUCUGCUAACAACCAUGGACCGUCAAUGGUAUCCUAACCCUAACCCUAAUCUGAACCACAGACCAAUCCAACCCAAUGUUUGCCCUUCUUGCUUCAUCCCACACUUCCCCUUCUGCCCCCCUCCUCCACCCACUUCCUCCUAUUACACCCACCCUCCACCACCUCACGCGCCACCCUUCCAGCCACCACCUCCCCACGCGCCCUCUUAUUGGCCCCCCGACUCCGACAGAACCUUCAAGAGACAGAGAAUCGAUGAUCCUCACUCUAAUUUCUUGGAAGACGAGCGAAGGCUCAAGCUGAUUCGCGAUCACGGUGUUGCCCUAGCUUCGCAGCAGCAGCACCACCAACAACCACACGAAGAGCUUCGCAACCACAGUAACUACACUACACAUGUUCAUCAAAACGGGUUCCCAAAUUUUCCGCAAAACGGUCAAUUCAGUAACGGUUCUUAUGCGCACGAUUCUUCUAGCGGUAGCUACCAUUACCAGGUACCUCAUGAUUUUCGAAAUCUCGAAGGGAAUCAGGGUCAAUUGAAUGGGAGAGUUGUGCAGUACCCUUACCCUUAUGCCCAUUCUGAUAAUGUGGCUCAUGUGGAAGCAUCGAGAUUCUUCAGGGGCCAGCCUCCUCUUCCUUCUUCUCCGCCGCCUCCUCUUCCUCCAGCUGAUCCGCCUAUUAAUCAGUCUUUGCAGUUGAAUGCUUCUUACUUUUCCCCACCCAAGAAACCGGGGUUUCUUUUUCCUGUUCAUGGAAGUUCCCCUGCUUCUGUGGCUCCCUCUCCCUCAUCGUAUUCACAGGUUCCUGAAGCUCAUGCGUUGCCCCAGCCUUAUUUUCAGAAUAAACAAGUUCCAGAAUUUUCCACUAGUUUUCCUCCUGAGGAACCAUCUAAGCGGUUAUUGGGGGAUGCUCAACCUUUUUCACUAAAGCAUUUGCCUGCUGAUAAACCUAAAGUCACUGAUGCGUCACACUUGUUUAUGCAUCCACAUCGAGCUUCCCGUCCUGAUCAUUUUGUGAUCAUCCUUCGAGGUCUUCCAGGUAGUGGUAAGAGCUAUUUAGCAAAGAUGUUGCGUGAUCUUGAGGUUGAAAAUGGUGGUGAUGCUCCACGGAUUCAUUCAAUGGAUGAUUAUUUCAUGACUGAGGUUGAAAAGGUUGAGGAUAGUGAUACUUCAAAGUCUUCGAGUUCCGGCAGAAGCAAGAAACUGGCAACAAAGAAGGUCAUGGAGUAUUGUUAUGAACCUGAAAUGGAAGAGGCUUAUCGGUCAAGCAUGUUGAAAGCAUUCAAGAAAACUGUUGAGGAGGGAUCUUUCAAAUUUGUCAUUGUGGAUGACCGCAAUCUGCGGGUAGCUGAUUUUGCUCAAUUUUGGGCAACUGCAAAGAGGUCGGGCUAUGAAGUGUACAUUUUAGAGGCAACUUACAAGGAUCCUGUGGGUUGUGCAGCAAGGAAUGUCCAUGGAUUUACACAGGAAGACAUAGAAAAGAUGUCUAGGCAGUGGGAAGAGGCUCCUUCCUUGUAUUUGCAGCUUGAUGUCAAGUCAUUAUUUCAUGGAGAUGAUCUAAAGGAAAGUAAAAUUCAGGAGGUAGACAUGGAUAUGGAAGAUGAUAUUGGAGAUGCUUUGCCUGCAGCACAAGGAAGAGAAGCCGAGAAAGUUGUUGACCCUCCUGUCAGGGAUGACACAAGUUCAAUUAAGGAGGAUGUGAAGGGAGGGGAUGCUGAAGGGGAGCAUCCAACAGAAGUCAGGGAAUUGGGCAAAAGCAAAUGGUCAGAAGAUUUUGGUGAAGAUGACACUGAUCAAACUGAAGGUAUGAGGGGCAAUAUUAAUGCUCUAUCUGGGUUAAUUCAUCAAUAUGGCAAGGAACGAAAAUCUGUACAUUGGGGUGAUCAGGCUGGCAAGUCAGGGUUCUCAAUAGGAGCUGCAAGGAAGUUAAAUGGUUUGUCUUUAGUGAUUGGACCUGGUGCCGGAUACAACCUGAAGUCAAAUCCAUUGCAUGAAGAGGAGAGCCUAACUCAUAAUAGCAGGGAGCCGAAGAAGGGCAGCAUAUUUCAAGAACAAAUCCGUGCUGAACGUGAGUCUUUCAAAGCUGUUUUUGACAGGCGACGGCAUCGGAUUGGUGGACUCAGUUUGGAGGAGGACUGAAUCAGAAGUUUUGGCUUACCAAGUAUGAUUCAUGCACAGCACAUUGAAUUUAUACCUUAUUAUUGGACUAAGUCCAUGUAACUGGGUAAGAAGAAAAGUUGAUAUGUUGGUUGGCUGGAAAAAGAACGUUUUCCCAGCGUCAGUUUUUUGUGAAUGAUGUUGUAAACUUUUAUCAGAAUGCUGAUACCAAGUAUACAUAUAUCUGAAUCUGAUAGGUCACUCCGGUACCUUUGUAUAUUAGGCUUUCAUUUCUUUCUUAUACAUUGUAUCGUAUUUGAUAUUUAUAUAUUGAAAAAAAAGUGAAAAUAUUUCUUGGA
Messenger RNA from Arachis stenosperma, 2571 nucleotides. RefSeq lists its product as uncharacterized. Gene Ontology annotation, cellular component: nucleus. NCBI's taxonomy places the organism in Eukaryota, Viridiplantae, Streptophyta, Magnoliopsida, Fabales, Fabaceae. The transcript is spliced from 13 exons. Bases 137 to 2254 code for a protein of 705 amino acids. The record is from RefSeq and is a predicted model, not a curated record. Gene Ontology annotation, biological process: regulation of telomere maintenance.